Molecule: messenger RNA, 4400 nt
Organism: Malurus melanocephalus (red-backed fairy wren)
Lineage: Eukaryota; Metazoa; Chordata; Aves; Passeriformes; Maluridae
Product: inverted formin-2-like
Exons: 13
Coding region: 1-1839 (612 amino acids)
Molecular function (GO): actin binding
Source: RefSeq, a predicted model, not a curated record
AUGAUCCAGAAUGGCGACCGGACCAAGUUCGACGUUGAGGUUCUGAAGCAGUUGCUGAAGCUGCUGCCUGAAAARCAUGAGAUAGAAAACCUGAAGGCCUUCAAAGAAGAGAAAUCAAAGCUAGCAAAUGCAGAUCAGUUUUAUCUUCUCCUCCUUCAGAUUCCCAGCUAUCAGCUGCGCAUCGAGUGCAUGCUCAUCUGUGAGGAGACCACCGUCGUGCUGGACAUGAUUCAGCCCAAAGCUGACGCCAUCCGGAGAGCCUGCGAAGAUCUUUUGACCAGUCAUCGCCUGCCAGUCUUUUGUCAAUUGAUUCUCAAAGUUGGAAACUUCCUGAACUACGGGAGUCACACAGGCGAUGCCGAUGGCUUUAAAAUCAGCACGUUACUCAAACUAACAGAAACCAAAGCAAACCAAACCCGCAUCACGCUGCUCCACCACAUUCUAGAGGAAGUAGAAAACAGCCACAAGGACCUACUGGAACUGCCAAAGGAUCUUGAAUAUGUUUCAAAAGCAGCAGGAAUUAAUCUUGAUAUUAUACGCACCGAGUCCAGUACCAAUUUAAAGAAGUUGCUGGAGCUUCAGCGGAAAGUCUUAUCAUCAAAUGAGGAUGUGAAACAACAGUAUGAGAAACCCAUCCAGGAUUGCAUCGAUGCCUCCAGAAAGCUGGAAGAAGAAUUUGAAACCAUUGAAAAGAAGAGAGAAGAACUUGCAAAUUAUCUCUGUGAAGAYCCAAGCAAGUUGUCCCUAGAGGACAUAUUCAGCGUCAUGAAGACCUUCAGAGAUCUGUUCAUCCGAGCCCUGAAGGAAAACAAGGACAGAAAGGAGCAAGCUGCCAAAGCAGAGAAGAGRAAAAAACAGCUCGAAGAGGAAGAAGGCAAGAGACAGAAGGGAGAAAAUGGAAAAGUCAUUAAGAAGGGGCUGAUGAAGCAGGAGGAGGUGUGUGUCAUCGAUGCCCUGCUUGCCGACAUAAGGAAAGGGUUCACUCUCAGAAAAACAAAGAACAGGCACGAGACGGAUGCAGCUCCUAAAUCCUCGUCUGCAGAGAGCCCAGAGGAAAGCCAGUCUGGAAAGAGUAUUAAGGAUCCACAAGCAGCAGGGAAACAGACUGAUGACAAGACCAAGCAAAACAAGGAUGGUCAUCCCUCAGAAAGCACUCCCCCCUCAACCACKGCCCCAAUGGAGACUGGUGGAGAUGUUACAAAUGCUUCAGCUUCAAGYCAGGUAUUAUCUAAAAACAAUGCUGGAGGAAGUUUACCUCUGGAGUUCCAGACCAAAAGCCCCUCAGUGAGCAUAGUGGAAGCUGAUGGAACCAGUCAGCCCAUGCCAGGCACCAGGAUGGAGCCGGCAGACAGCGUGGAAAGCCUCCAGCCCAGCACAAAGAGYGGCUCCGUUGCCUUCUCUGUGGCUGACAUAAGCACGAGGAUCAGUUUUGGGAGCAGCAGUUCAGCCUCUGCUCUGAGGGACCAGCUCAGCUGGACUAACGGGUCCAUGGCAGAAGGCCAGGGCAAGGAAUGCCCAGCUGAUGGCUCAGAGAGUGCUCAGCCUGCUCCCUGCAAUGAGGCUCAGCAGGCAGAGUCAAAGGAGAUGGCGAAGGAAAAUGAAGACCCCGGCACAGACUCGCUGUUGGACACCUCUCAAGACAAGUCCUUCUCAGAGGAGCCAGCCACUGACUCCUCRUGUUCAGCAACACUUCCCCCAGAGCAAACUCACAGCGACAGGGAAAAGCAGAGGCCCUCUGGGAAACGGAAGAAGAAGAAGAGGCACAGCAAAGGUUACUCAGCAGAGGUUGAGACUGAUACUGGAGAUAAUAAAACAAAAAAAGAUUGUGUGGCACAAUGAGGUGUCACGGCGAGGCAGAAGGUGUAAGAGAACCUCUCGUGUGUCACUGGAGUGCUGCCAGCUUCUGAGACUCCAGGGUYUGCAUCAAAGAAACGCCAUCAUAGACACUUUCUGCCCCACCAAGACCCACUGCUUCUCCUCGUGCAGCCUUUCACUCCCCUCCCCAGGACCUAAAGAGCCUCCCCAGAGACUUUGGACCCCUCAGCCUGUGCCUUGCACUGGGCACCUGUGGGGACAGGGGACGGUUCUGUGCACAGCAGCAGUGAAAGGGUCAGACYUGCCAUCUGCUCUCCUGGAAGCCGAAUCUUUGAACCUGCUCUUGGGCCAAACUCCUCUUGAAAUGACAGCUGAGUGUGGCCCAAGAACAGACUGCAGUGCUUAGCCCUUGGAGAAGUGUUAAAAACAGCAGUGCCUCAACUAAAUCAAGGGUAUAAAUUAAGCAGUGGCUGUACCAUCACGGGUGGAAGCGUGUUAACUCCCUCUUCUCAUCACCCACUGACACUUUCUAUUGGACCAAGUCCAAGACCCAGAUUAGACAAAUGUAUUUUUACUCCCAAUCACUUUAAGCAAGGGAAAUCGGUUACAGGGRAAAAGCAGAAGAAAAAGGAUGUAUUUUACUAAGCAUAUGGCCAUAUAAACAGUGUCUGGUUCCUACAUGAUGCUUAUGUGCAAUUAAGUUGAAGUGCAUCAGUUGUCUUAAUAAGUCUUGUCACACACCCUGAUGCAUCCAUCAACUUUUGGAGAACCAGGGCCCUGGUUUCCUUUACUAAAGCAGAAGGAAGAGGCUUUCCAGAGUGCUCUAUUGGACAGAUUUUCAGCUUACCCUUUAGUAAAUCUCUGGGUUUGACUUCCAUUGUCAGCUGCUUGUACUCAAGAGUCUAUGUCCAAGCUGCAGAACGUGUUGAAUCAUGUUACUUUKGCUUUAAAACUGGGACUGUGCAGUAUUGUGUUUUCAAAAUUCAGAGCUUUAUUUCUCAAGUUUUGUAAUAACACUGUAUAAUAAUUUUGUACAUAGCUGUCCAUUUAAAAUGAUCUAUGUUUGUUGAAUCUAUGGUGUGGUAUGUGCUGAAACAUAAAUCCAGUGGAAGAGCUGAUACAUUUCAGAACUGUUCAUUUAUAUGGUAACUCACUGUGGCUAGACUAAUGUGCAGGCUACAGCUUAUUUUGCUUUGCUUAAUAGGACUUGUAAUGUCCUUGUAAUACUGAAAACUUAGAAGUGAAACCAAGAAUUAAAUCACUGGUUUGCUUUAACCAAGGCAUCACUAUGAGCAUAUUGAGAAUUGGUCAAGAAAAGCAGAGAUGAGUUKAAAAAGACACCUGGGCAGUGCAGGAGACUCUGCAGAGCACAGCCCCAUUGCAACUCARAACCCAUUCCUGCUGGCAGAAGCAGCCAUACCCCCAGCAUUCCCCAAAAUCCAUGCCACCAGCCCAGGUUUGAUUUGCAGGACUGUCUCCAGCACAUUGCCAGGCCUCCCCUUUUCUCCCUUUUUCCAGUCUCAGAGCACAUCACCCAAGCACCAUCCUCUUGCUCUUCUCUGCUCUCAAAUUAGACUYCCAGCUAAAAACUGGAGUAUCAAACACAUUCCCCCAGCAGCUUUACAACCCCCAUGUUUCCAGCAAGAGCCUGCAGCCCAGGCUAGCAGUGCACAGCCAGCCUCCUCCUCACCACCCCACUCUUUUAUCAACAGGAACAACAUCAUCUGGAGAUGCAGGACUGGGAASUAAAUGGCUUUUCUAGGUGUUACCUUGGGAGCCUUGCCUGCUGAUGCCCCACAGGCUGCUCACUUCAGAUGCUAUGGCAUGUGUCCAUUUCUCCAUCUGGAUCUUUCAGGUUCCCUCAUUUCCACCCAGAGAGAGCAGYUCAUUUCCACAGCCAGAGUUUUUAUUACUCUGUGUUCUUACUUUGGCCUUCAAAGAGAGGGUGUUUGGCAUUAUCUUUCCACUGCUUUCCARAGUUUACAAAGAAAUGGGUUAUUUUGAGCCACUGAAGGCUCUUUGUUUARUAGUCAUCUGUAAAUUAUCUAUUCAAUCACAUCCCAAUCAGCAGACUCAAGCACAACAUUUUUAAUUCAUUGCUCCAGAGCAUCUCUGCUUCCAUUACAGUGAUGAUUUAAGAAGAACAGAGGAAGAAUCAGAGGAGGUCAAAGACUGAUACUCAGCUGGAAUGUGCAGUUUUGCUCCAUUUGUGAGCUUGAAAUAAAGCUCAUGAUCCUGAAGAUUUUUCAGUGGUUGCAAGGCCAAAUUAGUUGCUGGUAAAAGGAGUGUCACUUGUGGCCAAUUCAACAGAGCUGUGGUUAUUUAAGUCACAGUGAGUUUAGCCCUCAAAAUAGRAUUCUUGUGGUGUAUUACAGCAAUUGCACAUGGAGUCUGGUGUAUAAACCAGGCUCUGACCACCACAAGCUUCUUGCUGCCAAAUAAAUGCAUAUUCUGUAAUUGAGCAUUGACUAUAUGAUAAAAUGAAAUUAUGGGAGAAAUCAGCAGAAGUGUUUUCCAAAUAUUUCACAUCAAAAAUCAGAUACGUUUAUUGAGAUGGAUUUUCAGAGUUAGUUUUUGGGGAGUUU